Messenger RNA from Hippoglossus stenolepis (Pacific halibut), 1368 nucleotides. RefSeq lists its product as uncharacterized. The coding region runs from base 755 to 1039 and encodes 94 amino acids. NCBI's taxonomy places the organism in Eukaryota, Metazoa, Chordata, Actinopteri, Pleuronectiformes, Pleuronectidae. The record is from RefSeq and is a predicted model, not a curated record. The transcript has 5 exons.
CGCUGCCAGCGGGUUCACUGCAGUUCAGCUGUUAGCUAACUGCUGUUAGCUAACAGCUGUUAGCACCCUUUAUAUUUAUUAUUCCUGUAUUUCCCGCUGAUAACUUGUGCUCCUGCAGAGAACCAUGUUCCCUCUGGAGCACCGAGACCCUCUGAGUCUUCUCAGGUUCCAUCAGAGGAGGAGAAGCUGCUGUUAAACACACUGAACAUCAGAGGAGCUGCUUCAGGGAAAGACUUUAAAACUAAACUUUAGAAUUAAGAGAAACUUUUCUCUAUACUUCAGCUUUGAACUAAACUCUCACUCCUGCACUUUUAUCAUUUAUCACUUUCUUCUUUUCUGUGGUUCUCAUGUUACUUUAAAUCUGUUCUUAUAUGAAGUACAUUUUAACAUGUUAUGUUCAUUUGAUCUAUAUUGUAUGUGAAGCACCUUUCAGAGGUCAAAGCUGAAUUUAUUGUUUGAAAGGUUUUAUACAAAGUUUAUUAUCAUUACUUUUACUCAGCAGGGGUUGAAAUGUAUUCAGUUACUCAUUAGAAGUAGAGUACUUGUACUUGAGUAUUUCCUUUUCACGACUUUCUUUACUUCUACAUUUACACACAGAUUGUGGUGAAUGGGAUUCUCUGGGAAUAAUUUGAUCAGACUGAAACACUUUCCGUAUAUUUGUGAAUAAGAUGUUUUUGGAGUGUUAACAUAAAAACCAGGUCUGUUUUCAUUCCAGAUGUGAUCCCUGUUGAAGAUUUCUCCUCAAACAGACACGAUGCCAGUGCUGAACAUCUGGGAGCUGUCCAUCCCGCUCCCAGCUGUUCUGAUGAUCACUCUGGGUGUUUACAUGACGGUUCUGGGCAUCGGGCUGUGGAUCCGAUUCUGUCUCAAGUGCUUCAGACUGGCUGAAAUGUGCAACUGUCGCCUGCCAACCAUGCGUUCAUGUCUGGCCGAUUCGUGUCCUGCUCCGACUUGUGCCAAGUGGGACUGUGCCUGCACCUGUCAGCCUCCCGAGUGCGAGUCCUGCAACUGCCUUUGCUUCGAGAUCAGGAUCAAGUAGAAGAAGAGGACUCAGUCGUCAUGUGUCGGAUCACACAGAAGUUCUGCUGUUCUCCAUCUGGAGGCACCUUCUCUGUUUUACAGUAAAUUCAACCUUAAUGUGUUUUUUAUUAUUUCUCAACGUGUCUGAUCUCCUGCCUCCGUCUGUGGCUCCGAGUUCUGGCUCCGUCGAUUUUUAUAUUCUAUUUUUUAAUGUUGUUUUUGUGGAAUUUGUAUCGUCAGACUUUAAUGUUCGAGAAUGUUGUAAAAGAGACUGAAGUUGCUUGUUGCUGUUAUUUCAUACAUUUAUAUUUUUCUUUUUUUCUAAAAGUUGUAUUAAAUUCUGAAAAG